AUGAUUUCCGAUUUCAAUUCGCUCCCUCUCAUUGUCCAAAUCGAUGAACCAUUGGAUGAAACGCUUGAAAAAGUUGUUGAAACUAUUCAAUUCUCGAUUUUUUGCUUCACUUUACCAUUUUAUUGUUUUGUGAUCUAUCUGUUAUUGGAUGCGCAGUUACGGGGCAUUGAAGAGUUGUCAACUCCAUUUUUUAAAUUAUGUGUUACCACUUCUGUAGUGGAUAUUUGGACCCUCCUGAACAAUUAUCUGGGAGCAAUGUUCCCAAAAUGGGGAUGGGGAACUCGUGUUUAUUUAUUUUUGGAUGGUUACUAUGCACAUACUUAUUUAUAUUUUGCAUGGACUUCUGAGACCUGCAAUAGUCCAAAUUUCAAAAAUUACUAUUUCAAAAAGUUGACUUCAAAUUUUCCUGUUAUGUUUAACACAAUGACUGAACUUCUUUUAAACUCAAAAUUAAGUUUCCCAGGAAUCUGCCAAGCCAUGUGUGUCUCUGUUCUUGCCACCAAUCGCUUAUCAGCUAUCAUUUUUCCAAAUCGCCAUCAUCAGAUUUGGAGCCCAAAAAAGCUGCGAAUCGCAUAUGCAAUUCAAUUUCUGCCAGGAAUGAUUGUUGGAAUAGCCACAUUUUUCAAUAGCACCCAAUUGUACAGAAAUUCAAAAAAUGGAAUAGUUCCGAAAUUUAAAGACGAAUCCCUGGUCACAUAUUUUUUCCUAAUUGCUGGCGUAUUUCUAAGCUUGGUGUGCCUUUAUUUGAUUUUCGCAUAUUGCUAUUUGUUAUAUGUUUUGAGAAAAAAUACGAAAAUGAUUGCAAGCUCUGCUCUUAAAAAAUCACGGAACAUGAUAAAGAAAAAGGAGAUGAAGCUUUUCAUAAUGAGUAGUAUAACAGUGGCAAUUCAAAUUUCUGCUCUGUGCCUUUUUGUGUCGUACGCCGUCUCAAUUCUUGUCAUUUCUUUGGACAAGUUUUAUUUGCUUUAUAAUGCGAUAAGUGACCUCUAUUCUGGAAUCAAUCCAUAUCUACUCUGGAUCUCUCGGAUUCCCUUCGGAAACAUAUUUUAA
Messenger RNA from Caenorhabditis briggsae, 1050 nucleotides. It is a transcript of the gene Cbr-srv-11, whose product is annotated as Protein CBR-SRV-11. Lineage: Eukaryota; Metazoa; Nematoda; Chromadorea; Rhabditida; Rhabditidae. The record is from RefSeq and is a predicted model, not a curated record. Gene Ontology annotation, cellular component: membrane. Bases 1 to 1050 code for a protein of 349 amino acids. The transcript has 7 exons.